AUGUCCGUACCUUUCAAGUAUAGACAGCAUAUUCGUGACUUGCACGACUCCUUCCAUGACGGCAAGCCCAUCUCUGAGGAGGAACUCAUGGGCGUCAUGAACAUCAUUGCUGCCGACGAGCAUCAGGCCCUUGUCGAGUCUUAUCGGACCCAGUGCCCGCUGGGCUCCAACGGUUUUCUAUCCCUUAUGUAUGAACUACAGAAGGCAUCAAAGAUUCCGUACGACGAGCUGGUGUGGAAUUACAUCCGGGGAUCCCUCAAGAAGGGUAUUUUCAACGGUGAAGACCGCACUGAGCUCAAGGCCCUGCGUUCCACGCUUGACCCUAUGAUGCGUGCGGCACACAUGGACGUCCCAACUCUCUACAAGAAACAUGCCCCACCCGACGAUGAGGGCCGCAUCAGCAUUGACCAGCUUUGUGACGUGUUUCGCGCGCUCUACCCGGCGAACCAAGUUGUUUAUCUGGAGAUGUACAAGUGGGCACGGGCAACUAAAAUACCGAAAGGUCGGGGCGGCGUCAUUGAACGUGCCAAGACGUUUGAGGACGUGCAGCCCUCCAAUGCGGCUCCCGUCUUACCGGUCGUACCAGCAGCGCCAUCAGCAGCGGUUACAGCUGCGUCACUAAAGCCUGAGCCUAAGGAAACCGUCUCAAUUGAGGCGUCCACAGCAGCUGUCAGCGUGACUGCGGCGGGUGACGCCUCUAAGGCGGCUGAACUCCAGCAGAAGGUUUUGCAUAGUCAUGUGGCUGCCGAAGAAGGAUCACAGGUGGAAUCAAAGCAUGCUUCACAGGUUAGUGGCACGAGUCCAAAUGCAUCAGGUGAAGACCUGCCCGCGGACGACUUAAACGAACCAGAAAAGCCCUAUAGAGAGGUUAAGCAGCCGGCAGAUGGUAAACAACUUUCUGACGACGGUGCGACCGUCCUCCUCCCCAUUACAACAGCGUCGACGGUCCCACCAAGUCCCAAGGCAGAGAGAGAGGUGGAGACAACUGCGGUGAAGGAGGCACGGACAGACGUCCAACUCGCCUCAUUUGUGGUCUCCGAAGGGAAUGAAGAAAAGGAGACGCUAGCCCCUACUACCCUGGCUACCGCGGAAGCUCCGCUCCCUUCCUGCAACUCCCAUGAUAAGGAAGAGUUUGAGGAGGGGAAAGGCGUGCCCAUAACUUUGAAAGCUGCGGAGGUGCCCUCUGUUUUGCGCACCCCCACAGGCUUUUUCUCGUCUUGUAAUCUUCCUCCAGCGGUCCAGUUGGAGCGGCGUCCUGGGCUCAAUUUUAAUCCUCCCCGUAUUCGUGACAUGGAGCCACCUGACCGGAAACAAAAAAACCCCACGGACGGAGAAAAAACUUUGUCGCCACCACCGAGGCUGCGAGGUUACGAGGAAUUUCCUUCAUGGGAAUAUGAGGAGGCCCUGCUGAAUGCCAUUUUGUCUCGUGUUGUCCCAGGAAAGCCGGUGGAUCCGCAGGUGGUGGAGUAUCUUAGGGAACUUGCAAGACAGGAGGAGGAGCUUAAGUCCGCUUUGCGUGACGAGAUGGAAAACUUGACAUCAAACAUGUUGGCCUGCGAAGUUGUCGAACAACGAAUGCUACUGCUGCGUUCGCAGAGGCAGGCGCAGUGCUUUGCGCGGAUGGAGUCGCGACGGUGGAGACUGCUGGAGGAUAUGGAAACAUAUUUGUCACGGGUGCGGAAAAUACACGAGCAGAAUAAGGCUCUACUCGCUGGUGGUGAAGGGAGGGGCGCGACGUCGUCCAGGAAGGAUGGUCGUUCCUUUCCCCACGACGAUGCUACCUUUUCUCACACACGACAGAGGUCCAGGGAUGCUGUGUCAAUGUUCGCCCCACCGCCGCCACUGUUGUCGGCAGAGCGCCAAGGUUGCGGUUUGCAUCACGAGUGCCGCCUGGGAGAAAAACUUCAAAGUAUGCAGAACGAUCCCCCCGCGGCGACGUGGACGUCGAACGUGUGGCCGCCGCAGGAGUUAAGCCCUCCUUUACACCGGCUUUCCUCAGGUAUGGAGAGAGAGCAGCUCCAGCGCAGGUUCACCUUCUGCCCGUUAGGCAGCACCCCGCAGCGACAGUCUGUACAAGUUGUGCACAGUCGUCUCGGUCAACACCAGCUUCCCCACCAACUUCCAUCACGGCUUUCUGAUGAGGAGGACCUCACUAUUCCCGCGAACUCUGGCAUGCAGUCGUUGCACUCGCCGUUGCCCCGGCAACCUGCUAGCCGGGGCGUCAAUCCAUACCUCACGGCCAAGUUGGCGGCUAACAUGUUGACAAGUUCGCCGUUGCAGCGGAAAGUUGAGGAGCGUCUGGCAGUGCGUUUGUCAAGGGCUUCUCAACCCUUUUAG
Messenger RNA from Trypanosoma rangeli, 2337 nucleotides. RefSeq lists its product as uncharacterized. Bases 1 to 2337 code for a protein of 778 amino acids. NCBI's taxonomy places the organism in Eukaryota, Euglenozoa, Kinetoplastea, Trypanosomatida, Trypanosomatidae. The record is from RefSeq and is a predicted model, not a curated record. The transcript has a single exon.